AUGUGCGGUAUCAUCGCUGUCAUUCACGCGGAUCCGCAGUCCGCCACUGCCGCCGUCGAGAUUCACGACGCGCUCUACCUCCUUCAACACAGAGGACAGGAUGCUUGCGGCAUAGCUACUUGCGGCCAUGGUGGACGCUUCUACCAGUGCAAGGGCAACGGCAUGGCCUCCAAGGUCUUCCACGAUGGUGCGAGGGUUGCGGACCUGCCCGGCUUCAUGGGUCUUGGUCACCUCAGGUACCCCACCGCUGGAAGCAGCGCAAACUCUGAGGCGCAGCCUUUCUACGUCAACAGCCCUUACGGUAUCUGCCUGACGCACAAUGGUAACCUCAUCAAUGCGCCGGAGCUCAGGGCCUACCUUGACAAGGAGGCUCACCGUCACAUCAACACCGAGAGCGACAGCGAGCUGAUGCUCAACAUUUUCGCCAGCGAACUGAACGAGACCGGCAAGGCUCGCGUCAACGCCGAGGACUGCUUCUCCGCUUUGGAGAGGAUGUACAACCGCUGUGUUGGAGGCUGGGCCUGUACGGCGAUGCUUGCUGGUUUCGGCCUGAUCGGCUUCCGUGACCCCUACGGCAUCCGCCCUAUGGUCAUUGGCUCUAAGCCCUCGGAGACUGGUCACGGUAUGGAUUACAUGAUGGCUUCGGAGUCCGUCGCCCUCACGCAGUGUGGUUACAAGACCUUCCAGGAUGUCCUGCCUGGCCAGGCCGUCAUCAUUGAGAAGGGCAAGGAGCCCGUCUUCCGUCAAGUGCACCCUCAGAAGGGCUACACGCCCGACAUCUUCGAGUAUGUUUACUUUGCGCGCCCUGACAGUGUCAUCGAUGGCAUCGAUGUCGAUGAGAGCAGGCGGAACAUGGGCUACAAGCUCGGUGAGGAAAUCCGGAAGCAGCUGGGCCCGGAGGGCCUGGCGGAUAUUGAUGUCGUCAUGCCUAUCCCUGAGACCUCUAUUACCUCUGCUCUGUGUGUUGCCGAGGCUCUUGGCAAGCCUUAUGUCCAGGGCUUCGUCAAGAACCGGUAUAUCUUCCGGACCUUCAUCAUGCCUACCCAGAAGUUGCGGCAGAAGGGUGUUCGCGCCAAGCUCAACGCCCAGCCUUUGAAGUUCAAGGGCAAGAAUGUCCUGCUGGUUGACGACAGUAUCGUCAGAGGCACGACGAGUCGUGAGAUUGUCAACAUGGCAAGAGAAGCCGGCGCGAGGAAGGUGAUUUUCACCAGCUGCGCACCGCCUAUUACCAACGCUCACAUCUACGGUAUUGACCUUGCGUCUACCUCUGAGCUGAUCGCACAUCACCGCAGUUCUUCGGAGAUUGCCGACCUCAUUGGCGCAGAUGCUGUGAUUUAUCAGAACCUUCAGGAUCUCGAAGCCGCUUGCGCUGCGUUAUCGCCCCGCGACCAAGAUACGCAGAAGUUCGAGGUCGGUGUCUUCUGUGGCAAGUACGCCACGCCUGUUGACGAGGACUACUUUGACCGGCUGGAGCGUAUCCGCGGUGAAAGCAAGAAGCUCAAGGUCUUGGAGAGCGCCAGGCAAGCCAUCAUGCACGGCGGGGCCACCGAAAGCCAGGUACGCAUGGCCGCCAAGGGCGUCGAGGUCGACAAGCAUGGAAAUGUCAUUCCUGCAGAGAACUCGGAGGACGCCAUCGACAGUGCUCCGGUCAACGGUACGAAUGCUCGUCCCGACCACUUUGAGAGGCGAGGCACCGAGGACGAGGCGCGGGUCAAGGAUACUCAAGACAUGGCCCUCCAUAACAUCAACGACCACGCAUAG
Aplosporella prunicola CBS 121167 is the source of this 1761-nucleotide messenger RNA. RefSeq lists its product as uncharacterized. Gene Ontology annotation, molecular function: amidophosphoribosyltransferase activity. Bases 1 to 1761 code for a protein of 586 amino acids. The transcript has 2 exons. The record is from RefSeq and is a predicted model, not a curated record. Gene Ontology annotation, biological process: purine nucleotide biosynthetic process; purine nucleobase biosynthetic process. Lineage: Eukaryota; Fungi; Ascomycota; Dothideomycetes; Botryosphaeriales; Aplosporellaceae. Gene Ontology annotation, cellular component: cytoplasm.